This is a messenger RNA of Aspergillus chevalieri, 780 nucleotides long. Its product is annotated as MBL fold metallo-hydrolase. The record is from RefSeq and is a predicted model, not a curated record. The transcript has a single exon. Lineage: Eukaryota; Fungi; Ascomycota; Eurotiomycetes; Eurotiales; Aspergillaceae. Bases 1 to 780 code for a protein of 259 amino acids.
AUGGCGAGACUCCAAGUAGACACCUACGUCUCCCCAGCCAUACUAGUCACAACCGGCUCUCAAGACCCAACCAAGCAAUGGUGGUCCCCAAUCACAAGUACCCUAAUUCAUGGCCCCACAUCCGCAGUCCUAGUCGACACCCCGAUACCAAUCAACCAGACCGAAAACCUAGCAAACUGGAUCAAAAAGACCAUUCCCGGAAAGGAACUAAAGUACAUCUACACAACUCAUGCACAUGGGGACCAUUACCUGGGAAACCCAGUCCUCCUGGGACACUUCUCGAAUGCCAAAAGCAUCGCGACAUCCCUCGUGGCCAACGAGAUUAAGAAGACACUAGCCAUCGCGGUCCCAAGAUGGGAAGUGUGGUUUCCCAACGGCCAGAUUCUCAAGGAGGGCCUGGUCGCUCCCGAAGCUCUCCCGGCGAACGGGGCAUUUUCGAUCGACGGAUGCGGUUUCCUUGGAAUUGACGUUGUGCAUUCCGACACAAUUGCAUCGUCCUUCCUGCACGUGCCGGACCUUGACCUCGUCGUGGCGGGGGACAUUGUUUACGGCGACUGUUUUCAGUUCCUGGCUGAGGCCACAACUGCGGAGAAGAGGAGGAAUUGGCUGGAUGCUCUUGACCAGAUUGCCGCUUUGAAGCCGAGCAUCGUGGUCCCGGGUCAUAAGCGGGCGUCGCAGGCGGAUGGGCCGUACUUGGUUGAUGCGACUAGGGAGUAUAUACUGGCGUUUGAGGAGGAAUUGAGCCGGUUGGGGAUGCGGAGAGGGUUGAAGAGGCCAUGA